Molecule: messenger RNA, 6204 nt
Organism: Patiria miniata (bat star)
Lineage: Eukaryota; Metazoa; Echinodermata; Asteroidea; Valvatida; Asterinidae
Product: ikaros family zinc finger protein-like
Exons: 4
Coding region: 56-2230 (724 amino acids)
Cellular component (GO): nucleus
Source: RefSeq, a predicted model, not a curated record
GGGGCGUGCUUCAUAUCUUGCGCGUCAAAAGAGAUAAAGACAGGAACCAAGUAAGAUGGAGAGAAGAAAACCGCAGCAGAAUCUGCAGUAUGCUACAGGUUCUUCCAAGAAUCGACUCAAGUGCAAAGUUUGUGACAAAACCUUCAUGUUUCCAUCGGUACUGAUGCGCCAUAUGCGAAAGCAUAACAGUGAAAAGGCAAACAAAUGCAGGAUUUGUAAAAGAGGAUUUCCGGACAAAUCCAGCCUUUCUAGUCAUAUGCAGUCCCACGAGAGUAGUACUCAGCCUGUAGAAAGUGAUAGUGGUGAGCUGGCAGAAAACUUGCACAUGCAGAACCCUCUGAAGUGGAUCUCGCCUUUAGAAGACAAUGAUCAAUCAUCAGAUGAAGUGGGGUACGAAACAGAGCCACUAAAAAGACCUGAGGAUAUGGCGACAUCAGACCGUACCAGCACAGGCUCAAGUAUGUUGCCCAACCGCAAUCAACCUGUGAUUGAUUUGACUUCAACCUCAGGGGCAAUGGGGAUGGAGAGACCAGGACUCUUCCAACAGGAGUCUGUUAAUAGAAUCCUGAGUCCAACCUUUCGACAGAGAAAGGAGACUCUAAAUACAGGAGAACGUGCUGGGUCUGUGUCAGACACUCAAGCUGUUAAUACUCCAAAGGGCCAUUUCACCCUGUGUACGGAUGGAAGAGCCCUGAAGUGCAACUACUGCUCAUUCAUUUGUCGCCGGACAUGCGGCCGGAUGAUCAAGCACCUACGAGUACACGGAAUACGGUCCAGGAACCAGUGCAAGUCAUGUGGGCUGGGAUUCUUCUCUAGGUCCGAGUUACAGAGCCACCAAAAUGUCUGCAGUCAGUCGUCUCUGGCACCUCGGUGCCCAGAGUGUGGGAAAACCUUCUCCUUCCGCUCCCUUCUGCGCCAGCACAUGAACACCCACGUCAACAAGAAGCUGUUCAAGUGUGGUGAGUGCACUAUGAGUUUCAUGUCAGCUUCGCUGUUCCAACUCCACAUGAGUGAACAACAUCCAAGCCCAGUGGUGAUUGGGGAUGGCAAAAAGCACCAGUGUAGCAUCUGCCCUGAGCACUUUGAGAGCAGAGAAGAUUUGGACAGGCAUCUCAGGGUGCAUGUUGUUGAUAAGCCCUUCCAGUGCACCAUUUGUAGCAAGAGGUUUUCUUCAUCAACUGCUUGGUUCAACCACAUCCGCAUUGUACACAGAGUGAACCCAAGGACAAAUGAAAAAGAUGAGACCUUGCUACAAUCUCACCAGGUAAGACCCACAGCUACAUCUGCCAUUCCUGUUUCAAGCCCGGUGAUGACCAUGCCCAUUGUGGUAUCAGUUAGCAGCCAGAGCAAGGUGAUACAUUCCACUUACACCAAGGCAGUUGAUAAGCCUUCCUUGACCCAUUCCAAGUCAGUUAACGAGCCUUCUGAACUGACAGCUGGGUCACCGGAGAUGAUUGAUGAUACCCUGCAUGCAGGGACAAGUGGACUUGUUUUCAUGAGGAAAGAGUUGAAUCCUGAGGCAACUGAUAGUGACAGCAGUGUUAGGGGGCCCUCUGUGGUUCGCUCUUGGUCUGUCAGUGAUUCAUCUGACCCAAUGGCUUCUACAGAGUCAGCAGGUGUUCAGGUUGGGGACAGCUCCAGAUUCUCUUCGGGCAGUCACCUCCUUUAUCUGAAGAAAGAGGUCACUAAAGAUGAAAUUGUGCAUCCUAGCACCUUGGGCAUCAGUAGAUUGGCAGUUGAACCUGGUAGCACAAAUCAAGGUGAAGAGGGCUUGCCUGCCCACAGGUCCCAUCAGCAGCUUGAGCCAACCUCAACUGCUGCAGACAGAGAGGUCAUGAGUCCUAGAGAGGUAUUUCCAGUCCAUAUUCAACACUGCAAUAGCCAAUUUACAGCCAGGAGCAGUGACAAUCCCCAACGAUUUCUGGAUGUUGGCAAUGUCAUGGGCAGUCCAUCGCCAGAGGGAAGCUAUGGGAAAAGCACAGAUGACAUAACAAAUCCAGAGUCUCCAUGUCGAGCAACAAGCACUAGGAGGUCACUGGAUGUCUCAGACACCAUCCCUGGUUCUCAUCACUGUAACUUCUGUGACAUAGCAUUUGGGGACCCCAUCAUGCACUAUCUACAUAUGGGAUGGCAUGUUACUGGGGAUCCCUGGAAAUGCAAUGGCUGUGGUCAGGAGUGCGGGGGAAAAGUGGACUUUUUCCUCCAUCUCUAUAAAGCUGGACAUAAUUAAUUGUUAUACCUCUGUCUUGAAUACUGGAUUUUCAUUGGCCUAGAACGAUCACAUGUUCAGUUUAUAAAAAGUCAUAGCACACUCCCUGUGACCUGAUAUCCAACAGGGAGUGUGCUAUGACUUUGUGCUUACGGUACGUACGUGUACGCGUAUGCGUACAUACGCGUUUCACACGUAAAGCGCAGCGAAAUUGCAGACUAUCAGCUUUUUGAGCACGCGACAUGCAUGUGAGUUGAUGUUCGAUUGUCAUGAUUGUUGUAUUUACUGCUGUCUGUUUUCGUAACUUUUACAUCAAAAUCCAAAAAAUACAAGACAUAUGUAUAACAAAACAAUUGUUGACUGGUGUGAUGUGGGAUAUGAUGUUUUGAACACCCUCGGGGCGCAUAACACCCUCCCCGCUAUGUGCCCCUCGGGUGUUCAAAACGUCAUAUCCCACAUCACACCAGUCAACAAUUGUUAAAUGUGACUUACACUGUGUUUUAUUUGUAGGCAUGCCUUUGACCCGAUUACUGUGGGUUGGUUGUCACAUGUAAAGUUCUUCAUGAAGCUCUAAGUGAUGAAGGGAUACAUCCAGAAUUCCAGAGUACAUGUAUGUUUACUCUUAAACUUUGUGUAAAUUUAGAACUUCUUGAGUUUCUUGUACUUUAAGAUGACUCAUGAGACAUCAAGACCUGUGUAAGAUCAUGGCCGCUGGUCCUACAAACCUGAAUUCAGCCAAUAACACUGAAGUCUUGGAGUAGAUUUUAGCAGAUUCAGACUUCAGAUACAAAGGGUAAUAUAAUCAGUGAUGGACUCGCCUGGAAAUCAUGAGGUCAUAUGCAAAACAUGAAAGAAAUAAUCCAUUCUAUCGUGAACACCCCCUUCAAUGGCAAAAGCAUUGUGCAAGCUGGGCAGUUGCUUUGUUCAAAAGCAAGCAUUUAACAAUUGUUGACUGCUAUGAUGUGGGAUAUGACGUUUUGAACACCCAAGGGGUGGGCCGAUGUGCCCCUGAGGGUGUUCAAAACGUCAUAUCCCACAUCACAGCCGUCAAUAUUUUUUUGUUGUACCUCUGUCUUGGAUUCUUUGGACUUUGAUGUAAAAUCGAGAAAAACAAACAGCAGUUAACUAAACAGUCAUGACAAUCAAACAUCAAUUCCCAUGCAUGUCCCAUGCUCAAACAGCUGAUUGUCUGCUAGUUCGCUGCUCCCACUCAUGCGUGAAAACAUGGUGAAAAUAGCAUGGGUACCAACGAUACAAGCGUUUCACACCGUAGGUACAUUGUACCGUACGUACCACGUACAAAUUCAUAGCACACUCCCUGUGCCAUGACUUUUUAUGAACUUAACACGUGAUCAUUCUAGGCCAAUGAAAAUACAGUAUUCAAGACAGAGGUAUAACAAAAUAGUUUCUCUAUUAAAGGGGGCCUAAUGAAGGUACAGUGUUCGCUUGCCCGGAUUCUGCUAUAGCACUCAGGUGAUUUAUGUCAACAAAGUGGACAUUUUACUAAUUGGUGGAGGUUUGAUGAAGUGCCAGUAGUUUAUUGAGAUUUCUGGUCCAAAGAGGUGGCGGGGGUUCAAAUGCAUAAUGAUUUUUUUAACGGGGCAAAAUGUAACGGGGGAGGAGUGGGGGUCGGGUGAACAAUGUAGUCAAUGGAAUAAGUUCCCUGCCCCUGAGCACUACUGCCGUGUGCCAUGAGAACAAUAGCAAACAAACUAUUUCUCUCUCACAAACUUGAAAUACUGUAUCCCAACUUCAAAAAUUGUUUUGAAAGGGAGCAGGGAAAUAUGGUUGCUCUAUCUUCCAAAGUGACUUCAUACCCAAACUCAGAGAUGCCACUUUUCAGGUUUUAAACUGAAUUCAGGGUGGUUUUUUUUCCAAAUAAUGUGACACAUUAAAAGUGCUGGAUUUGGUCUGAAACAUCCAGAAACACAUUCUUGAAAGGGGUAAGGGUAGUUUCAGGGAUUUUAUUGAUAUAUUGGUGGCAUCUCUGCAAACUCAAUUCAGUUCAAUUUGUGGAAAACAGUUUGAGACCAUUUAUAUGUAACAAUUUUUUUUAAGGCCUCUUGUAUGUAUUUUUUCCCAAGCAUCUCUGAUUAAGAAUUUUUUAAAUGUAUUUCUAACAGUUGUAUACUGUAUACCUUAUCUACAUGUAUAUAAAUAUUAUGAAAUGUAAAAUAAGUAACAAAGUAGCUUGCCUUAGUACGUUUUGAAUUACUUAUUAACAAAACAGUAUUCUUUAUGUUUUUAAUUGUAUCAUAAAUCAGUAGUUUUUGCAUUUUAACAUCUUUAUACAGUAGAUUUGUUUGUAGACUUUUGUGAUAAAAAAGAUACUGCAUGUAAUUGUCUUAAAAUGCAUGAUAACUUGUUACAUUUAAUAUCCUGAUCAAGAGGUUUAUCAAUGUCAAACCAACCUGCAACUCUUUACGGGGAAGCAUCUCAAGAAAGAUGAAAUUAGUCUUUGUAUUAACCUAACCACUCCAACCCUUCAAAAUCCAACUGCAUGUUGUCAUGGUUGUGUUGGAAUCUAUUGUGAGAGAGUACUGCACUAGUAAACUGAUUAUGCUUUACAUGGGGUCAGGCAUACCACCAUAAUCAGAGUCCAACAGUUUGGGUGUUGAGUUAUCAUGUGGUGUUGGAUUUUGCAAGAGUGAGGAUGGUUUCUAGUAAUAAGGGGAUUGGGGUCAGGAAAUGUACAUGUAUGCAUGUCUCAUGUAUACAUGUAUUAGCUGAUUAUAUACAAAUAAUGAAUGUUUGUCAGUGUAAUGGUAAGAAUAAUUUCAUGAGGUGACAGAUGAAUGUUCCAUUCCACGAGGUGAACACAAAUGUGAAACAUUCAUUAUUUGUUUUAUAUAUAACACCUGAAUAAAUCUUUGUCAUCUGACUUGUUGACUUGUGAACUGGUACUUAAUCAGUGUUCUACUUUUUCAGAUAUGGCAAUAACUGGUGGUUUUCAAUAUCCGAUUUAUUCAAAACUGUACGACAAGUUCAGAACUAGCCAGCAUAUUCAAUUUAUCUCAGUCUAGAACUAUUCCAGAGCUACCAUAUUCAAAUUCGCCUAAUCGUUUGGCAGCAAAUCUUACUUGCUUAUUUGUCUUAGCAGCGUCAGCAUUUUCACAGAGUUCCGAUAUUUUUUCGGAGAGCAAACGGACAUUCUUGCGUAUCGUCUGCCACUUUGACAUUCUGUGAAUCAGAUUUGUGUUACAGCGUCACCAUCGGCAGUAAUGAAACCGUGCAAUGGAAGUUCUAUUCACCGUGUAAUAGAACUUCUAUUUUUGUGGUGUGGCUGCGCCACGCGUUGGGACAAAGAAUUCAAUGACGUGACCAACAAUGCACCAAUCAGAUGACGGGGAUUUAUUCAGGUGUUGUACAAUAUGAAAUAUUUAAUAUUGCAUUAUGUAUAGACCAAUCCGGACACUCUAUCACUUUUAUCACAAAGGCUCCCUUCAAUGGCAAAAGCAUUGUGCAAGUUGUUGUUCAGACACUAAUGGGCCCAACAGUGUGACAUUCGAGAAGACCUAUUGAGUUUCGAUAAUAAAACUAGGAUCUUGGUCUCUCAAUUUUUGCUGUAAACAUUGCAAGCUGUGAACAAAUAUCCUCACCUGCAAAGGAUAUAACUGGUUUUGUAUUUGAGAAAAUACAGUGAAUAUUGUUUUUAGAAGUGUUACGUACGUAACGAAGGAGAGUACAGUUUAGAUAAAGUCACAAAGUAAGCAUAACAUUUAAUGAUCCCCUUAUGUUGUCUGAUUUAAGAAGAUGUACCCUGGAGGAAUGCCAUCAGUCAAAACCUAAAAAACUCAAGAGUCAACGUGAAGAAUAAUGUGAUAUUUUAUAAUAAGGGAAGGAAAUGUGUGUUUGGGAGGUAUUAUAACACUCUGUUUAAGACCGGUUUGAGUCUGGAUGGGUGAUAAUUACCCAAGGCGAAAUAAAUACCUUUUCGGUCCAAAAAUCACAACAAGUCAAAAACUAGACGUUGCCAACCAUUUUGUUCAACAAUU